UGCUGUCAGACGAGUGAUCCAAGCAAGGGCGAAACAGCUGAUUUUUGGAUCUUUCUGAUUUUCACCAAAUGAAAAGCCACCAGAAAUGACUCGAAGUCAUUGGAAAUCACAGAGAAUCAGAAAGAAUCACUGAAAAUCAAUUGAUUUUGGGUGAUCAUUUUAAAAGUUGUCAACUGCAGGGAGAUAUCGGACUGCCCUACACGGAUAAUGAUAGCCGCAAGGCGAGCUAUUCGUCCUUCUUCCAGUUUCGAUUCGGAUUUGGAGUCGAGUGGGACUAAAUUUUUUGUUUCGAGUCCAUGAGUUCAAAACUUCAUGGAAAAAUUAUUUUACUCUGAACCCUUUCCGAGUUUCUGUCUAUACUUAUUAGACGAUACGCUGCUUCACUAAUCCAUAUAUUAUAAGAUUUAUUUUCAUUUAGGUUUCUCUAAUCGAACAUUCCAACACUAUCGCCAUCAACCAAAUUAUAUCUCUUAUAAAUCUCAUCAUUCGUUUAUCAAUCGAUUUUAUCGUCCUCAACUACAACUGAAACAUCUGACACCGUCUAUUCUAUCAUCUCGUUUAAAUUCAACUAUUAACUUAUUUAAUUUAAAUCUUUUAGAUUUACAUGGUCUAUCAAUUGAAUCGAUUGAUUCUGAAACAUUCGAAAAUUUUACACAAUUAGAAACAUUGAUACUAUCAGCAAAUCAUCUAUCUUAUUUAACGGAAAAAAUAUUUUAUCCAAUACGCACUCAACUCUUACAAUUAAAUUUUCAACGAAAUUAUUUUCAUACACUUAAUAAUGCAUAUUUUUUACACUAUUUAAAACGAUUAAAAAUUCUUGACUUUAGCAUGAAUUAUUUAAAAGAAAUAUCGGCAACAAAUUUCAUUGGACUUCGUCGUUUAGAAUCAUUAAUAUUGCGAAAAAAUCAAAUAGAAUAUUUACCGUAUGCCGUCUUUUCUCGUAUGAGAAAAUUAUCGACUAUCGAUUUAUCGGAUAAUCAAAUGUUUAUUAUUGAUGAGGGAUCACUUAAAGGAUUAAAAAAUUUAAAAAUAUUAAUAUUAAUGAAUAAUCCACUGGGAAAGAUGAGUAUCAAACAACCAUUAUUUUAUCCAUUGAUAAGAUUGGAAUUUUUAGACCUGGAAAAUUGUCAAUUAACAAAUUUACCGUCAUAUUUAUUUUCAAAAAAUUUAAAUUUAAAAUCAAUAAAAUUGAGACGAAAUAAUUUUCAAAUAGAACAAAAUCAAAUAACAGAGAUCAAUGAAGACAAUGGUUUAUCGACUAUUAUUACAAACAAUUUUGACAAACAUACUUUAGGUAACAUUCUAAAUUUUGAAGAUUGA
This is a messenger RNA of Didymodactylos carnosus, 1320 nucleotides long. The record is from the annotation of a GenBank genome assembly. Lineage: Eukaryota; Metazoa; Rotifera; Eurotatoria; Philodinida; Philodinidae.